Pristis pectinata (smalltooth sawfish) is the source of this 2449-nucleotide messenger RNA. It is a transcript of the gene snapc5, whose product is annotated as small nuclear RNA activating complex, polypeptide 5. The transcript is spliced from 4 exons. The coding region runs from base 752 to 1060 and encodes 102 amino acids. Gene Ontology annotation, cellular component: nucleus. The record is from RefSeq and is a predicted model, not a curated record. Gene Ontology annotation, biological process: transcription by RNA polymerase II; transcription initiation at RNA polymerase III promoter. Lineage: Eukaryota; Metazoa; Chordata; Chondrichthyes; Rhinopristiformes; Pristidae.
CUUCCCAUCCCCUCACCGAACUGUUUGUCCUGGGCCUUCUCCACUGCAUGAUGAGGCCUAUUGCAAACUAGAAGAACAGCACUUUGUAUUCUGCCUGGGUAGGCUGCAGCCCAGUGGUAUAAACAUUGAAUUUUUCAAUUUCAGUAAACCCACUCCCUGUGUUCCUUUCCCACUCCCCCUUGUCCACCCAGCUUCUCUCUCCCUUUGUUCACCUUUGCCAUCCCCACACCAACCUGGCUCCAUCAUCUCUCCCCCUCCCCCCAAUCUGGUUCCAUCUAUCACCUACCACCCCUCCCCUUAUACUGGCCACCUUUCCUUUUGCUCCUCCCAGACCUGAUGUAGGGUCUCAGCCUGAAGCAUUGACCAUCCCUUUGCCUCCACAGAUGCUGCCUGGCCUACUUGAGUUCUUCCAGCAGUUUAUUUUUUGCUCCAGGUUCCAGUAUCUGCAGUCUCUUGUGUUUUCACUUCCCACCCUGACAGCUGUGGAAUCUUAACAUCAGUAACCUUGAAUUUGGAAAUACAAUGGUAUUGACUGGUUGGUGACGACAGCUUUGUUUCGUGUCAAGCUGCUUUUUUGCCUUUAAUUAGCAGCGCACGUGACCAAAGCUGCGGAUCCUGGUCUUCAAAUAUGGCCCGCUGCUCUUGGUUGGAGUGCAUUGACUGAGCAAGAGCAACCUUUCAGAAAGGUGCAGUGAUCCUUGAGUGAAUCAAACGUCCUGCAGGUGAGCUGUAGGACUCCGUGGGGCUAAGAAUGUUGAGUCGGCUACAGGAGCUGAAGAAAGAAGAGGAAGCUCUGCUGAAACUCAAAACCACUUUACAAGAUCAAUUAAACCGACUCAAGGUUGAAGAGUUGGCCUUACGAUCCAUGAUCGUGACUAAGGAAGAAGGUGACACUGUUGGCAAUGACGGGACUGGUCAGGCACCUGAAUCUGUGGAGUCUUUGAUGCAGGUAGACAACGAGAGUGCGAUCAAUCAGACCCAGCUUCAGCUGAGCACGUCCCAGUUCGUUACUCGGGUGAGGCAGGAUGAGGAGGAGGAGGAGGACGAGGAAUACAGUUAAUGUCAUUUUGUGCCAAGACUUUAACGUGCAAAGAUGUCUGGGAUUGUUUUUCUUCAAGUGUACAGUAAGCUGGACAGGACAGACACCAGCUUUUGAGAGAUGCAGUCCAUAACUUCUGAAAUAUCAUGUGGAGGUUGAAACUCGAAGGUUGUCUUCAUUGCUGCAUCUCCUGGGUGGAAACCAAGGAAGGAAGGCUGCAGAGACAGUGAAGAUGGAGGCGGCGGAGUGACCUUUGUGCUGAAUACAGGCGUGUUAUUGGCACAAAAGGCUGACAAGUCCUUGCGACCUGAGAAAAUGAAAUCAGAAGUGCAAGAACACACAAGAAAUAAGAGGGUGUGAAAUUUCCCAAUUCUGAACUUGGAACCUUGUUGCUGGGGUUUUAGAACAAUAGACGACAAAGUUAGCUGGAUAUCUGGAUUAUGUUCACAUACUGCAGAGAUCUUUUAUUGAUUCAUUGCAUCACCUAAUGAUCUCUAAUGGUGGCGAACCACUGAUGCAGUAGUUUGUAACUAAAAAGCCUGUGGAGAAAGUCCUGAAAUAUUGAUGGCCCCAACCAAAGUGCCUCGCAGAUAAUGCUCCACCCGUAAAUACAGUGAAGUACGAUGGGACAUUUGUUUCCAAGACUGAGGUCAAGUUGCUGUCCAUCCCAAGAAGCGUGAGGUGGUUUCAUGGAGUGAAUUUAUUUUUUGGGUAUUGAGAGGUUUUUGUACUUUUGUUCUGCUCGUUGUUAGCCAAUGUAUUUUUAGUUUACUAUAGAACAAUUACUCCCACUCCUCACUCAGCCGUCUCUAGAAGUCCUUUGACUGUCCUCCCCAGUAACGUGACUGGACCUAUCCAAAACUGUCCUUGCAUUUUGGGUGGAAUGCAACAACGGCAGCACCUUGCAGACAAGCUCCUGUAGUGUUUAUGUGGAGCCUUGCCUCUCUCCAACCUCCUGCUGUGCUAUCUGGCCACAGCCUGGCAGACUGCAGAUUUGUAAAAUAGCCCCUGUGCCUCCAAGCUCAAUCAUUUCCUCCAUGUUUACCAUGUCAUAGGCACGCUGCUCGGCUGAAAAACUAAUUAGUUGUGAUCCAGUGGGUGUCCUCUGGCUAUGCACUCGGGUGCUUCGUGACAUCCGUUCAGAGGGUAAAGUGUAAUUGAACCAUGGUGUGGGGGUGAGGGGUUUGCAGAUGUAACGGACACUAUUUCCAAGUUGUAAAUUCUUGUUUCAAAUCCCGUUGUAUAUUCUUGUGUAAACCUGUCAUUGCACUGUCCUGCCAGAGCUGAUGCUGCAGGAACUCCACAGGCUUCAGUGCACCAAGAUUUAUUAUGGCAGCUUCAAUUAAAAGUGUGGAUCAACAAGUUUCUCAUUGUAAAUGUAUGCAAGAUGUUUAAUGUGUUAAUGAUGCA